Molecule: messenger RNA, 1050 nt
Organism: Guillardia theta CCMP2712
Lineage: Eukaryota; Cryptophyceae; Pyrenomonadales; Geminigeraceae
Exons: 1
Coding region: 1-1050 (349 amino acids)
Source: RefSeq, a predicted model, not a curated record
AUGAAACUGAGGGGAAACGUCGAGAUGUCUCCUUCCCUCGACCAGACAAGGAGAUUUCUCAGGUCGACUCUCGCAGACAUCAAUGUUCUCGCUCAUGGAGUCAGACACGUGCUAAAGGAACUCGCUGAAUGUCGCGAUGAACACAGUCGGGUGAUGGACCUCAAGCUGGUAUCGGACCUACAGGUGUUGAUCGAGGAGAGGAAGGCGGUAAAGGAGGCCAUGCUGUCCUCCAGGACCCACUCAGACCCACGGGAGGGGCUGGCGGAGUCGGACGAGACAAGCGAGACGCGAGCCUCGACGUCUGAAGAGACUGAGUCAGGGUCGUCUGAAGAUGGGGCAGAUGAGGUCUCAGUGGUUGACAGCGACAUCCGAUUCAUACGGCAAGUCGCAGCCGAAGAUUAUGUGCAAGAGAGCAAAGCAGCCGCUCGCUCUCGCUCCUCGCACCGGGGAAGCAACCAAGGAAACAUCGCAAGACAGCAGGUCACGAGACAACAUACAACACGUUCAAUCGUGUCAAGAAAGACACAGCACCGCGUUCGACUUCCUUCACGAUUGAACGAGGUUGUCUCACAGGACAUGACACAAAAGUUGUCUUCUUCGACGUUCUGGCGAUCAGUUGCAAGCAAGAGGUGGGCAGAUAGACAUGCGACGAUGAGCAGGGAGAAGCAGCUGGCCAUGAUCGGGAGAAUUUCGAUUUCUCCUGCUGCCCUUGCCCGUCAGCCCAUGAAUGAGGACCCGAAAGGCUCCAGGCAAGCCAGCAGGGGAGCUGCAGCUGAAAACCUUCAAGAGAAGAAGGAGUCCCACAGUCUAGCUGCAGACAAACAUGCCAGCACAGGACAAGGAGGACGAACAGAAGGAGAAGCAGAAGCAGCAGGAGCAGGCGAUAGAAGAGGAGGAGUCUUUGCUGUCACCGAUGCAGACAAGGCGGGGAAAGGGAACGAGUCAAACGAUGUCUCUGAUCCGAAACUGAAAAUCCAACAAGAGGAGAGGGCGAGGGCAGACUCGUUCAAGAACUUCGUGGAGAUGCUAGAGGAAGGGAUGGAUGACUAG